AUGAAUAGCACCAGCCGCCACAGUUCUCUAAGUCACGAGGAGGAGCAGGAGACAGGACGCACCAGCGACAACAGAGAGGCAAUGUUGUCCAUCCUGAGGACGACCUUCACAGAGGAAGAGCUACAGGAGGCCCAGAUGGCCGUGGAGAACCUACUGACGCAGCUGCUGAAGGGCGCAGGGCCCCUGAAGAUAACCGGCAUCACCCUGCGAGUGUACUAUGCCCUGGUGGAGGCCGGGGUCCUGGUGGCCCAGACCCCUGCCGUGCACGACAUGGAGCUCCGCCACAUGGAGAGGCCGUGGCAGGCCUGGGGCUCCCUGGCUCAGCCCCUUCUGAAGGUGCUUACUGAAGGAUUGGUGCAGCAGGAGGCCGCGGCCUUCGGGCAGCUGCACGUCACCCUGGGUCACGUGACGUGCCUGGUCGUGCCCCAGGGCUACUACCUCCAGUCUCUCCCCGACAACGUCACGCACGUCGUCAUGGUCUGCCCAAAUUGGCGGGAAAAUUCCCCCGCCGAAGGUGAGGUGUUUAGUGAGUGGGUUGAGAGGGAACAGGCGGCGUGGGCGUGGGCAGGGAGGGAGGAAGGGGCCAUGGAGGGGGUGGCCCAGCCGGCCAUGAGGGUGCUGGCCACGGGGGUCCAGGUCGGGGCCGUGGCCACAGGGGAGCUCCAGGUUGACCUGGGUCACGUGACCUGCCUCGUCCUCUCCCGCGGCUUCUACCUCCAGUGUCUCCCUGACGCGGUCACCUACGUCAUCAAGGCUUCCCCCUCUCUCAGGGGUAAAGUAGUCUCGCCCCUUUCUGAAAUGACUGCUGCUGAAAAGGCUGCAGCGGCUGCUGAAAAGGCCGCUGUCGAAAAGGCCGCUGCCGAAAAGGCCACUGCCGAAAAGGUCAUAGCCGAAAAGACCGCCGACGAAAAGGCCGCUGUCGAAAAGGCCGCAAUUGCUGCUGAAAAGGCCGCUUCUGAAAAGGCCGCUGCCGGAAAAGCCAUUGCUGAAAAGGCCGCAGCAGCUGCUCAAAUGGCCACUGCCGAAAAAGCCGCAGCCGAAAAGGCCGUAGCCGAUAAGACCGCUGCCGAAAAGGACGCAGCUGAAAAGGCCUUAGCUGCUGCUGAAAUGGCCGUAGCCGAAAAGGCCGCUGCCGAAAUGGCCGCAGCCCAAACGGCUGCUGCGGAAAAGGCCGCAGCCGAUAAGACCUCUGCCGAAAAGGACGCAGCUGAAAAAGCCUUAGCUGCCGCUGAAAUGGCCGCAGCCGAAAAGGCCGCUGCCGAAAAGGCCGCAGCCGAAAAGGCCGCAGCCGAGAAGGCCGUUACCGAAAUGGCAGCUGCCGAAAAGGCCGCUGCCGAAAAGGCCUCUGCAUAUAAGGCCGCAGCUGAAAUGGCCACAGCUUCUGCUGAAAAGGCCGCUGCUGAAAAAGCCGCAGCUGAACAGGUGGUUGCCGAAAAGGCCGCAGCCGAAAUGGCCGCAGCCGAAAUGGCCGCUGCCGAAAAAUCUGCAGCCAAAAAGGCCGCUGCCGAAAAAAACGCUGCCGACAUGUACGUUAUCGAAAAGGCAGCAGCCGAAAAGGCCGCUGUCGAAAAAGCCUCGGUCGAAAAAGCUGUAGCUGCUGACGAAAAGGCCGCAGCCGAAAAGGCCGCUGCCGAAAAGACUGCAGCCGAAAAGGCCGCUACCGAAAGGGCCACCGCUGCUGCUGAAAAGGCCGCUGCCGAAAAAGCAGCUGCAGAAAAGGCCUCUGCCGAAAAAGCUGCAGCUGAAAAGGACUUAGCCGAAAAGGCAGCAAUCGAAAAUGCCGCUGACAAAAAGGCCGCAGCUGCUGCUGAAAAGGCCGCAGUCGAAAAUGCCGCUGCCGAAAAGGCCGCAGCCGAAAAGACCGCCACUGAAAAGGUCGUUGCUGAAAUGGUCGUUGCAGAAAAUGCCGCUGCAGAAAAGGCCGCUGCCACAUUGGCUGCAGCUGAAAAGGCCGCAUCUUCUGCUGUAAGGGCUGCUGCUGAAAAGACCGCAGCCGAAAAGGCCGCCGACGAAAAGGCUGCCGACGAAAAAACCGCUGCUGAAAACGCCGCACUCGAAAAGGCCGCUGCCGACAACGCCGCAAGAGAAAAGGCCGCUGCCGACAACGCCGCAAGAGAAAAGGCCGCUGCCGAAAAAGCUGCAGUCGAAAAGGCCGUAGAUGCUGCCGAAAAAGCCGCAAUCAAAAAGGCCAAUGCCGAAAAGGCCGUUGCUGAAAAGGCUGCAACCGAAAAGGCUGCUGUCGAAAAGGCCACAGAUGCUGCUGAAAAGGCCGCUGCUGAAAAGGCCGCUGCCGGAAAGGCCGCUGCCGAAAAGGCUACAGCCGAAAAGGCCGUAAGCGAAAAGGCCGCAGCCGAAAAGGCCGCUGCCAUAAAGGCCGCAGCUGCUGCUGAAAAGGCUGCAGCCGAAAAAGCCGCAGCCGAAAAGGCCGCUGCCGAAAAGGCCGCUGCCGAAAAGGCGGUUGCCGAAAAAACCGCAGCAAACAAGUCUGCAGCGGAAAAGGCCGCAGCUGCUGCUGAAAAGGCCGCUAUCGAAAAAGCCGUUGCCGAAAAGGCCGCAGCUGUAAAGGCCAAAGCUGCUGCUGAAAAGGCCGCUGCUGAAAAGGUCGCAGCCGAAAAAACUGUAGUCGAAAAGGCCGCAGCCGAAAAAGCCGCAGCUGAAAAGACCGCUGCUGAAAAAGCCGCAACUGCUGCUGAAAAGGCCGCUGCUGAAAAGACCGCUGCGGAAAAGGUCGCUGCCGAAAAGGCCGCUGUCGCAAAGGCAGCAGCUGAAAAGGCCGAAGCCGCUGCUGAAAAGGCCGCUAUCGAAAAGGCCGCAGCUGAAAAGGUUACAGCUGCUAUCGAAGAGGCCGCAGCUGAAAACGCCGUAGCCAAAAAGGCCGCAGCCGAAAACGUCGUAGCUGAAAUGGCCGAAGCCGCUGCCAGAAAGGCCGGAGCUGAAAAGGCCGCUGUUGCUGCUGAAAAAGCCAUAGCUGCUGCCGAAAAGGCCGCUGAUAAGACAGCCAUAGUCCGUACUUCGGAUACGAUUUCCUCGUAUGUCGUACGACGUAUAGAAUGUCUAGACAUACACGUGCGGGUUGAAAUGGCGGGUGCUAAAAAGGCCGCAGCUGCUGCUGAAAAGGCCGCUGCCGAAAAGGUCGCAAUCGAAAAGGCCGUAGCUGCUGCUGAAAAGGCCGCUGCCGAAAAGGCUGCAGCCGAAAAGGCUUCAGCCGAAAAGGCCGCAGCCGAAAAGGCCGUAGUUGAAAAGGCCGCUGUCGAAAAAGCCACAGCCGAAAAGGCCGCAGCUGCUGCUGAAAGGGCAGCUGUCGAAAAGGCCGCUGCCGAAAAGGCCGCUGCCGAAAAGCUCACAGCCGAAAAGGCCGCUACCGAAAAGGCCGCUGCUGAAAAGGCCGCAGCUGCUGUUGAGAAAGCCGCUGCUGAAAAGGCCGCUGCCGAAAAGGCCACAGCUGAAAAGGCCGCAGCUGCUGCUGAAAAGGCCGCUGCCGAAAAGGCCGCUGCCGAAAAGGUCGCAACCGAUAAGGCCACUGCCGAAAGAGACGCAGUUGAAAAGGCCAGAGCUGCUGCUGAAAAGGCCGCUGCCGAAAAGGCCGCUGCCGAAAAAGCAACAGAGGAAACGACCGCUGCCAAAAAGGCCGCAGCUGAAAAAGCCGCUGCCGAAAAGGUCGCAGCUGAAAAGGCUGUAGCUGCUGCUGAAAAGGCCGCAGCCAAAAAGACCGCUGCCGAAGAAGCCGCAGCCGAAAAGGCCGCAGCCGAAAAGGCCGCUACUGAAAUAGUAGCUGCCGAAAAGGUCGCUGCCGAAAAGGUUGCAGCUGAAAAGGCUGCAGCUUCUGCAGAAAAGGUCGCUGCUGAAAAGGCCGCAGCUGAAAAGUCGGUUGCCGAAAAAGCGGCUGCCGAAAAGGCUGCAGCAGAAAAGGCCGCUGCCGAAAAGGCCUCAGCUGAAAAGGCUGCUGCUGAAAAGGCCGCAGCUGAAAAGGCUGUUGCCGAAAAAGCCGCAGCCGAAAAGGCCGCAACCGAAAAGGCCACUGCCGAAAAAGCCGCAGCCGAAAAGGCCGUAGUUGCUGUCGAAAAGGCCGCUGCCGAAAAGACCGCAGCGGAAAAGGCCGUAGCCGAAAAGGCCGCAGCUGAAAAGGCCGCAGCUGCUGCUGAAAAGGCCGUAGCCGAAAAGGCCGCUGCCGAAAAGGCCGCUGCCGAAAAAGCCGCAGCCGAAAAGGCCGUAAGUGAAAAGGCCUCAGCUGAAAAGGCCGCUGCCCAAAAGGCCGCAGCUGCUGCUGAAAAUGCCGCAGCCGAAAAGGCCGCAGCUGAAAAGGCCGCAGCCGAAAAGGCCGUUGCCGAAAAGGCCGUUGCCGAAAUGGCCGUUGCGGAAAAGGAAGCUGCAGAAAAGGCCGCAGCUGAAAAGAACGCAGCUUCUGCGGAAAAGGCCGCUGCUGAAAAGAUCGCAGCCGAAAAGGCUGCUGCCGAAAAGGCCUCUGCCGAAAAAGCAGCAGCCGAAAAAGCCGCUGCCGAAAAGGCCGCAGCCGAAAAGGACGCAGCCGAAAAAGUCGCAACGGGAUUGGCCGCAGCCGAAAAAGCUGCAGCCGAAAAAGCCGCAAUCGUAAAGGCCGCUUCCGAAAAAGCUGCAGCUGAAAAAGCAGCAGCCGAAAAGGCCACAGCUGCUGCCGAAAAGGCCGCAGCCGAAAAGGUCACAGCCGAAAAGGCCACUGCCAAAAAGGCCGCAGAUGCUGCUGAAAAAGCUGCUGCCGAAAAGGCCGCUGCCGAAGAGGCCACUGCCGAAAAGGCUGCAGCUGAAAAGGCCGUAAACGAAAAGGCCGCAACCGAAAAGGCUGCUGCCAAAAAGGCAGCAGCUGCUGCUGAAAAAGCCGCUGCCGGAAAGGCCGCUGCCGAAAAGGCCGCAGCCGAAAAAGCCGCUGCAGAAAAGGCCUUUGUCGAAAAGACAGCAGCGGAAAAGUCCGCUGUGGAAAAGGCUGCAGCUGCUGCUGAAAAGGCCGCUGCUGAAAAUGCCGCUGCCGAAAAGGCCGCAGCUGAUAAGGCCAUAGCUGCUGCUGAAAAGGCCGCUGCUGAAAAGUUCGCAGCCGAAAAGGCCGCAGUAGAAAAGGCCGCAGCAGAAAAGGCCACGGCUGCUGCUGAAAAAGCUGUUGCUGAAAAGGCUGCAGCUGCUGCCGAAAAGGCUGCAGCUGCUGCCGAAAAGGCUGCUGCCGAAAAGGCUGCAGCUGAAAAGGCCGUUGCCGCUGCCGAAAAGGCCGCAGUUGCUGCUGAAAAGGCCGCAGUUGCUGCUGAAAAGGCCGCAGCCGAAAAGGCCGCAGUCGAAAAGGCCGCAGCCGAAAAGGCCGCAGCUGAAAAGGCCGCAGCCGAAAAGGCCGCAGCCGAAAAGGCUGCAGCCGAAAAGACCGCUGCUAAGACAGCCGAUAUAAUCCGUAGUUCGGCCCUGAUUUCCUCGUAUGUCGUACGACGGGUAGAAUGGCUCGACAUUCACGUGCGGGUCACCAUGAAGAAGACCCCACACCUAGUUUGUUCACCGAGUGGAACACCGAGUGGAACACCGAGUGGAACACCGAGUGACCACCAGGAGAUCACCUGGUGA
Procambarus clarkii (red swamp crayfish) is the source of this 5574-nucleotide messenger RNA. RefSeq names its product axoneme-associated protein mst101(2)-like. NCBI's taxonomy places the organism in Eukaryota, Metazoa, Arthropoda, Malacostraca, Decapoda, Cambaridae. The record is from RefSeq and is a predicted model, not a curated record.